This is a messenger RNA of Symbiodinium sp. CCMP2592, 1074 nucleotides long. Lineage: Eukaryota; Dinophyceae; Suessiales; Symbiodiniaceae. The record is from the annotation of a GenBank genome assembly.
AUGACAGCAAGUGCAAGUGAGCUCAGAGGUUCGUGUGCCUCUGCGCAGGUGGUCCUCAAUCUCACCUACAGCACCAAGUUUCAGCGAGUUGAGGAGCAGCAUUGGGCCUAUGCCUGCAUCAUUGGCGUGUGCCUCGCCUUGUUCGUCUUGGAGGUUAUCCGAGGCGCUGUGACGACGGUAGUCGAGCUGCGCAAGUUCGAGAUUCGCCGGCGGCUGGUGGGCGGCGAUUUCCUCCAGAGCCGCAUUCGGAAGAACGACGUGGGCCUGAAGAUGCGGAAGCCACCGGCGAAGAAGCCGGCGCUUCCUCUGGCGCCGCCCAGGAACCCGCCAAAGAACGCUCCGCCUCCGCCACCGCCUGGGCCACAGACGACUCUGGUCAUGUUCAAUCCUCAAACCUCAAAGACACAAGCACAGCAGAAGCCUUCCUUUCAUGUUUUGGCAAGCGGUCCCGGAGCCAAAACACGUCUGAUGAACCGCCAAAGCCUACGGUUGCCAGCCAAGGUCGGCAAAGCCUCCGGUGGCGCGACCGGCGUUUCCCACUCAGCAUUUUGGGGCUUGCGGAGCAAAAGUGUCUUUUCUAGCCACGCACAAGAUGUCCUGCAGAAGUGCGCCGUUGCACUGAAGCAAACUGUUGAGCCAGCCACUCGCCCGCAGGUGUUGCAUCAAGGCCAUGCAUGCAAGAGACCUCCUUCUAAGCCCCGCGAGGCCCAAAAUCCCCAAAGUGAGGUUUCUUCCGAAGGAAUCGCCACCGGGGUCGGCCGGAGCCAAAGGCCAGGCAGUGACGGUACGAAGCUGAAGGUGUUGGGAAGUCGGUGCAUGGGGCUUCGUGGUUUCACACGGAAGAGCAGUCGGAGACGCUUGGAUUUUCGUGAGCUCGAUGACCCUUUCCACACGCGGAAGUUCUCCGACGUGUUGCCUCCGACUCUCAGAGCAGUGGUUCGUGACUGUGAGUGGAACAGAUACCGUCGAACCAGGGACCUAAACUGCACUGAGUUGGUCGGCUGCAGUUCAGGAGCUUCCGGCAUCCCAACGUUCAGAACGGUGCAGGGACUCAGCCCGUGCAGUUCGUGUUGA